Molecule: messenger RNA, 753 nt
Organism: Angiostrongylus costaricensis
Lineage: Eukaryota; Metazoa; Nematoda; Chromadorea; Rhabditida; Metastrongylidae
Source: the annotation of a GenBank genome assembly
AUGAUGACUGUGAUCGAUUUGAUCGAGAACGGAAAUAGUGUUGGAUAUCGCGUCUAUUGCAAAGGAGCCAGUGAGAUCAUCCUUGCCAGAUGUACUUAUUUGAUCGGAUCCGACGGGAAACCACAUGUCUUUGAUGCUGAUCGAUUAAAGGAGAUCACAACCACCGUAGUCUCACAAAUGGCUAACAAUGGUUUGCGGACGAUUUGUGUCGCCUACAAGGAUUACAUUCGUAGGAACGCACGAGAUGCCGAUCGAACUGAGACUGCUUUCAAUAACGAUACGGACAUCAAUUGGGACGACGAGCAGGAGAUAUCGAAAAGUUUCGUCGGUAUCGCAAUAUGUGGAAUUCAAGAGCAGAGCUAUGCUAGAGAGGAGAUUACCAAAGCCAUCGCGAUGUCUUGCAAAAUCCUCGAACCCGGUGAAGACUUUUUAGCGUUGGAAGGGAAAGAAUUCAACGAAAGAAUUCGUGAUGCUGACGGCAAAGUGUCUCAAACCAAGCUGGAUCAGAUUUGGCCACGGCUUCGUGUAUUGGCACGAGCCCAACCGGCUGACAAAUACACACUCGUGAAAGGUAUCAUCGACAGCAAAAACACAUACCAGAGGGAGAUCGUGGCAGUCACUGGUGAUGGAACCAAUGAUGGACCAGCUCUCAAGAAAGCCGACGUCGGAUUUGCCAUGGUGGUAAAGCUUGCGUGUUCCACGGGCUUUAGAACUUUUUAUAACAGAGAGAAAGGGUUUAUUAUAAUUCUUUGA